Molecule: messenger RNA, 3295 nt
Organism: Salmo salar (Atlantic salmon)
Lineage: Eukaryota; Metazoa; Chordata; Actinopteri; Salmoniformes; Salmonidae
Product: deubiquitinase DESI2
Biological process (GO): protein deubiquitination
Molecular function (GO): deubiquitinase activity
Source: RefSeq, a predicted model, not a curated record
CUGCUGGAUAAGACAGAUUUUGGGCCCAUUUAUCCGUCUCGUUUCGUCUCAACCUCUGAUUAUCAUCCUCCUCCUCCCAGGGCAGCUGUGCUGUUUUUGCCAAAUGCUGUUUUAGCUUCUCACAGUUUAUGCGACAAAAACAGAGGCAACCGAAGUUUUGGUUUCCAGAGCCCUUAUUUUUCUGGCUUGGUAAUGGAAAUGGACCGUGUUAAACAGUUCUACCAUUGGCUAGUUGGAGCUAGCUAGUGAGCUAACUGGACGGAUUUUAUUACUGCCAGAAAGCGAAAUAUGACGUUUCCCCCACCUUGAUAUUUGAUACUUUUUUUUCGACCAGUAAAGUCUAGAUAAUCGUGGCUUUGGAACGGACAGAAUGUAUUAUUAUGGCUGAGACCAGAGCAUGACAGACAUUAUAUCCAUCAUUCAUCUACCCUGGUGCUCCUUCCUGUCCAGUACGCCGCGGGGUGAGUAGUCCGUCCGGGGGAAGCGCAGAAUACCAUCAUCUUAUGCGCCUCUUGGGUGUCGGGGCGAGAGGUGCUCAGUAUUCCCAGAGCAAUUACGUCGAAGGGAGAGGACGACGUUGCCUUGCCAUCUCAGGAUUAAACCAUGGCUAAUGAACCUGUCAUCCUUAAUGUGUAUGAUAUGUACUGGAUCAACGAGUACACUUCCACUCUGGGUGUUGGAGUCUACCACUCAGGCAUUGAGAUCUAUGGCCGAGAGUUUGCGUAUGGAGGUCAUCCGUACCCAUUUAGUGGUAUAUUUGAAAUAAACCCUGGAAACACCACUGAAUUAGGAGAGACCUUCAAAUUCAAGGAGGCUAUUGCUUUGGGCACAACAGACUUUGCAGAGGAAGAUAUGGAUAAAAUAAUGGAGGACCUGGGGACAGAUUUUAAGGGCAACUCCUACCAUCUAAUGCACAAGAACUGCAACCACUUCUCAUCCUCGCUGUCUGAGCUGUUGUGUGGGCGUGAGAUCCCGCGCUGGGUGAACCGUCUGGCCUACUUCAGCUCCUGCGUGCCCUUUCUCCAGACCUGCCUCCCUAAGGAGUGGUUGACCCCAGCAGCCCUCCAGAGCCACAUCAGUAUGGGCCUCCACAAGGAGGAGCGGGAGGCCGGGGAGUCCAGCGACGAGGACCCCAACUCAGCCUCCGGGACCGCCGGGGCGGCCACUGGAUCCUCACACAGCUGUCGCCAUACACGAGUCUGAACCAAUAACUGUAGGUCUGAAGAGAACAGCCAAUAAGGACUCUCUUUCAAUGACCUUUGACCUCUGAACUCUGGACCAGAAAGUCACCAGCUCACCCCUGCAGGGGAUGUAGUGAUGUAAUAUCUGUGGGCCUGACGGAAUAACCACCUGACCUCGUAGUACCACCCCUGAGAACAGAGACGGGAGGGACGGAUGAUUAGUUAGCCUGCUAGUACUAACUCAUGAAGUCGCCGGGGCCAGGGGACCUGCAAAAUCCACUUGGAUCCUUUCCCUGGUUUUCUCCUUUUUUUUUUUUAAACCUACGGUAGAUAUAUUCUGAAGGAUUUGUUAUAGGUGUUGACAAACUAACUCGGAGCAUGGCAUGGUUCUCUCAGAUUGACCACAGCUACAUUAUGUACUGUAGGGCAAGGGGUACUUUCUUAGUAUUUGUCUUUUUCCAAGGAAUUUUUAAAACCUUUGUCAGCCUUGAUCCCUGAUGCCCUCUUUCCAGAGCAGCUUCUUCUUUAGACUAGAUGUAUAUCUGACACCACAGAGAUGCUAAUCUAUGCCAAUUUGGGAUGCAGUCUUAAGUAUCUCUCAGUCUGAGACUACUGGUAUUGUGGCAUUAGCAGGAUGCUAGUUUCCAGAGGUUCAAUAACUCCCUUACUUGGCCUUCAGUUGUAAUCACCAGUGAUGUUUGUUUUGUUGAUGUGUUGGGGGUAAGUUAAUAUGCUGGCCAUUUUAGAAGUUGAAGGAGCAGAACCAUAUAUAGUGAUAUAUUCUCUGUUUAGGAGUAACUACCCGUGGGUUGUUUUGAACUAGCACGUUUCUGUUAAACGUCGUUCUUAACUGAAAACAAUGUGUCAAGAACAAAGGAUUCGACAAGAAGUGAAGACAUCUAAAAAAUAAUCUCUGAUCAUAUUCAUUUUAUCAUAUGAAUAUUUAUAUUAGGGUUUUAUUUGUCCAUAGCAUGGUCUCGUGCAUUGUUUAAUAAGAUGGUGUCUGCACCCCAUGUAAUUUGCCAAUUUACCACUAUCAUGAAUAACACUGUCAGAUGACUCUGAAAGUUGCAUUUACACUCUUCUUCCAUUGAAAUCUUUCAUGAUGAAACUCAUAGUAACUGUUGAAUCACAGGCCUUGGUUGAAACUCCCAGCUGCCUCCCCUACUGCCUUCCCAGCUGAUUCCACAGAGUGAUUGAGUUGGUGUGUAGGGGCUGGGUUACAGUGGGAGCAUUGUGUGAAGGAUAAGGUUUUUUGUUUUCUUAAUGUCUUUUGAAUUGAUGUGGAAAUGUCUCUGAAUGAGUCGGAUUUACACACGUGCUCCCUGAAACAAGGGGGAAGUGGUCCUACCAGUCAAGUCCUGGACUAGUGUACUACACUGACUACUAUUCCAUUAAAGAAAACAUAAAUAAUGCUGUUUCCAGACGAGACAGACAUGUGGAUACAUGUUAUUCGCCCUUUUCUGUUCAUGCGUUUUAUAAUGCUGCUCUUGUAGAUUCAAUAGUAUGCCUUGUGAAGCCCACUCCAUUGUAUUCCAUACAUAUUUCUGGAGAAUAAUAUCGUCCUUUCUUUCUCUUCUCCUUGGUUUACUGUCUGUCUGUCUGUCUGUCUGCCUCCACCCCUCUGUAUCCCAUCCCCCUCUCAGGAAGGAAAUCACAUGACCUGUGGUUGUUACACAGGUGUCUCAUUACCACACACCAUCUCCAUGACAACUGGGUGGGGGGAAAACUAUUUAUUUGUUUAUAUACUUUAUAUACUAUAUACUUUUUAAAUAAUCUAUAUUUGUAUUUAUUUUUUAAUGCGUAACUCCUUUUUUUUCAUUUUUUUUUGCAUUAUCAGGAAGAUUUUUUUUCUUGUUGUUGAAAUGGGUUCUAUAGAGGUCAGUGAAUUGAACCCAUGGAUUUGAAAAUGUGUUCUGUAAAGGUCAGUAUUCCAUGCUUUACCAUUGAAAUAAUUUUUUUGACACUUUCUACAGAGAAGAAGAGUCGGAUAACUUUUUCUAUUGUAUUGUGUCCAUUUUAACCUCAAUUGGUAAUGUGCUUUUCCCUGAAUUGAAAGACGAUGCCACAAUUUUAAGAAUGGUAAAAGAAUAAAGAUACAAGAAUAACACCAA